AUGUCUUUGAGCUCUCCACCCCAAGGUUCUACAGAGACAGCAGUCAAGUCUGAGACUAGACUCACAUUUGGUAUCGAGAUCGAAUAUCUCUUAGCUACUGUUCAUCCCAUUCAUCCUGCUCCUCAUCCAAAGGAUCCACGUGAGAAAGAUGGAGAGAAACUACAUAACAUAGACAAAGCUAAUUUUGACAUUGGCGAAAGACUCAAGGCUAAGGGAAUACCAGUAAUAGUAACUGCAUGUGGAACGGAUACAUCACUCAGUGGUGCAGAACUAAGAACCAGAUGGCAACUUAAAUCUGAUUCCAGUGUCAAUCCAAAAGAGCGAAUCCACCCAGAUUAUAGAGAAUUUGGUAUGGAAAUAUCAUCUCCACCCUAUUAUUACGAUCAGGCUUCACGAGAACUUAUCCCAGUAGUUUUAGAGACAUUAAGAAAUAACUAUCUAGUUCGAGUUAAUGACAGUGCAGGCUUUCAUGUUCACGUCGGCAACGAGUAUGAUGGAUUUUCUUUCCCGGUAUUCCGUAAUUUGGUUGCAAUUUUGUAUACUUACGAACGUCAGAUUCGGCUCAUGGUCUCUGCCGUUCGGGUGCAGACUGCACAAGAAUAUUGCCGAUCAUUUACCUGGAGUACUUUUGGCACAAGUGUCCCCGAUACCACGCGUCUCGAAUUCCUCAACCAUAUUCUUUCCUACCAAAACCAAAACGACUGGAAACAAUUUUGGAUUGACAUGACACCGGGUGUUGGAGGACGACUUGCAUUCAAUUUGGUUAAUUUGAAACUGCCCUACGAGUCUGAAAAACGCACCAUCGAAUUCCGUCUCCAUCCAGGAACUCUCGAUCCAGAGGCCAUGCUCAACUGGGUCCAUUUUUGCAUCAAAGUCACGGAGAAAGCAUGUCUUAUCAAGAACGAAAACGAACUCUAUGAACUACUCAGGCGCGAUGUCGAAAACCCAGUCGGGACCGCCGAAGAAGAUUGUAGUACGGUUGAUUUUCUCAUCUGGUUAGGUUGUCCGGCGCAGGCGUAUUAUUAUGGUGCUCCACUAGUCGCAGAUCCGGAGACCCUCAGAGACCGUAUACAGGAGGAUGAGAGGAUGGAACAGGUUAGUCGGGCUUUGGCGGUGCUGAAGAAGGCGCAGCGAGAAGAGAGGGCGAGGAGAGCGAAGCAUGCGAAGGAUUUUCCGGAGGAUGAUGCGGAUUUUUCGGAGGUUGAAUUGAGUUAG
This is a messenger RNA of Botrytis porri, 1215 nucleotides long. RefSeq lists its product as uncharacterized. NCBI's taxonomy places the organism in Eukaryota, Fungi, Ascomycota, Leotiomycetes, Helotiales, Sclerotiniaceae. Bases 1 to 1215 code for a protein of 404 amino acids. The record is from RefSeq and is a predicted model, not a curated record. The transcript has a single exon.